CGACGGCGGCGGCGAUGGAAGAGCCGAGCGGAGGGGAGUCAGCCGGGGAAGCUGAAUCGCGGAUGGACGUAGAAGAAGCGGCGGGGGCGGCAGAAGCGACCGGGGAAGAGGAGAAGGAAACCUGGCCGGUGGCAGAGCCGGAGCCCGAGCGAGAGGACAACCAGUUAACAGAAGCCGCCUUGCCGCCCGUACCAGCCGCCAGCAGCAGCCAGGAAAUCGCGGAAGAUCUUAAUUCAGACGAAGAUAAUGGGAGUCAGGGAAGCGAGGAGAGCAGCUGCAGCGACUAUGGGAGUCACGAUAGGCCUGGGACAUCUUUGCGAAGGGCCGUGUCAGAGGCAAAAACUCUUCUUCCAGACACCUUCCAGACAAACAACCUCCUCUUCUAUGAGAGAUUCAAGACCUACCAGGAUUACAUGUUAGCUGACUGCAAAGCCUCAGAGGUGAAAGAAUUUACAGCCGAGUAUUUGGAAAAGGUCCUUGAACCCUCCGGAUGGCAGGCAAUCUGGUGCACUAAUGCGUUUGAAGUCUUGGUCGAGGUUGCCGACAUGGACUACGCCUCCCUGAAAGCGGUGGUGCGGCUUUCCCAGCCUUUUCGGUGCAGGGUGCAAGAGGGGCGCUUCAGCUCCGAGCAGGUGUGCACCCUGUUGGAACUAAAGGAGUACCAGCUGCCAUUGCAGGAAUUGUCAGUCGUGUUUGAUGACUCGGGAGAAUUCGACCAGACGGCCCUUGCAGUAGAGCAUGUCAGGUUUUUCUAUAAGCACAUUUGGCGGAGCUGGGAUGAAGAAGAUGAUGACGACUUCGACUACUUUGUCCGAUGCGUGGAGCCUCGUCUGCGUUUGUAAUAUGAUGUAUUACAUCAUGGAGACCGUGUCUCACCAGCUCUGGUGUCCGACUAUCACAGCCGCCUUUCUCAGUGCGAGGAACUCUACCGCAAGUUCCAAGUCCUGAGGAACAACCUCUCGGCCUGCGAUUCCGACUCUGAAAAAGACAACGUCUGCGUGGCGGAAGGGAUGAAACUCUACGAGCAGAUCGAGAACCUGAAACAGAAGCUGACAAUGAUGGAAAACCUUCUAUUCAGAUAUGUCUUUGGUUAUAAGAAGCACGCUGGGCUCAAGGCAAAAGGAGCUCGUUCUUCUAAUAUUACUAUUACGCACGUUGUCUGUGCUACGAUCCAGUCGAGUUUCCUACAGUGUCUGUUCAGGGACAAACUUUCUCCGGAACAUUUCAACGAAGAAAUUGAAAUCCAGUUCCACAACGACCCGCAGUCUGCUUUGAAUGCUUGCUACGAAGGAGACCUCAUCAUUUGUCCCGGCCAUUACAUUGUUGAAGGGGCAUUGCCGAUCGCUGAUUCUGUGGCACUAGAAGGUUAUGGACUGCCAGAUGACAUCGUGAUAGAAAAGCAAGGGAAGGCACAUGCUUUCGUUGAAUGUACCGGAAAGGAUGUGAAAAUCUCUAACCUGAAGCUCAUCCAACAUGAUGCGGAGAAAGGCAUUCUGAGUGUUCAUCAAGGGAGGACGACUCUGGAAAACUGUGUGUUGCAGUGUGAAACCACUGGAAUUGCCGUCCGAACAUCUGCCGAGUUCUUCAUGAAGAACUCUGAUCUGUAUGGGGCGAAGGGAGCUGGGAUCGAAAUCUACCCAGGCAGCACCUGCAUUUUGAUGGGGAAUGGGCUACACCAUUGUAAAGAAGGAAUCCUGAUCAAGAACUUUUUGGAUGAGCAUUUUGACGUUCCCAAGAUAACCAUGAAGAACAACGUGAUACACAAUAAUGAAGGCUAUGGUGUGGUGCUGGUGAAACCUAAAGAGGCUAGUGAGGUCACGCCAGAAAGCACAUCAGGACAAACGAAAGACAGCGCGCCUGCCGAAGGUGCCCCCACCGAGAACUGCGAAGGUGCUCAUGGCUUGGAUUGCGGGGAAGCGGAUCCUUACGGAAGAGACAAUGACGUCAAUGACGAGGAAGACAAUUUUCAGAUAUCAAAGGAGCUUUGGGCCACCUUGCUGAAGAAGAACCAGCUGUGCCAAAAGAGACUGAGCCAGUUGGAGAUCCCAGAGGCAGACAGCCAGAUGUCUCAACAGAUGCUUGUGUCCAUCUUGGGCAACCAGUUCAAGCGCAACGGGAAAGGGUGUUUUGGAACCUUCCUUUAUUGAUUUUCCGAAAUUGUGUUAUCAACCCAAUAGGAAUAACCAGCAGCUAAGCACUGAUGCUUUCCAGAAUAGCUAAAACUCCCUUGACCCCUGGUUGUUGUUUUUUUUUAAAAAUAUUUAAAUCUGAUUUAUCUUUUCUGCUUCACUGUGUUCUUUUCAGCAGUGGGUGUGUGCUUCACAUUUUUGAAGCCAUAACUUGAGAGUCGAAAGCUCUCCAAUGACUUUCCCGAAGGGAGAAGCGUCAUCCUUAUUGGCUCUGUGUCUCCGUUUAUUAUUAUGCUAUUUAUAUCUAACAUCAAUCACCUCGUUUUAAAAAUAAAAUAAAGCUCUGUACGUAGAUAGGGAGAUUGUUGGCACUACCCUCCUACCUCGUGACUGCAGAUAAAAUGAACACUUGUUGUUUGAGUAAUGGCUGUGGGUCAG
Thamnophis elegans (Western terrestrial garter snake) is the source of this 2567-nucleotide messenger RNA. RefSeq names its product SHC binding and spindle associated 1 (gene SHCBP1). NCBI's taxonomy places the organism in Eukaryota, Metazoa, Chordata, Lepidosauria, Squamata, Natricidae. Gene Ontology annotation, biological process: fibroblast growth factor receptor signaling pathway. The record is from RefSeq and is a predicted model, not a curated record.